This is a messenger RNA of Periconia digitata, 2063 nucleotides long. The record is from the annotation of a GenBank genome assembly. Lineage: Eukaryota; Fungi; Ascomycota; Dothideomycetes; Pleosporales; Periconiaceae.
UGACUGUAUCUCGGCCGACUGCACCAACUUUAGUCAUUGAUGAUGCUACUUUCCUGCAUUGUACAUUGUAGCAGUUUGCUGAGUAGACUAUCAGAGUUCUACACCGUAGAAAUUCAGAGCUCGUAAUUGAUGUAGUCAUCCAGCGGAGGUCCCGUACCAUCAUGGAAUGUGAUGCGCAACAGUAAAAUGAGGUGUAUGCACUUUUUAUCCGUGGGAUUCGACGCUUAUUCAAAUAAUACGACCAUUCCGUCUUACUAUAUAGACUCACUAUCUACCAUGCGUCUUUGGAGUUUACGAACCCGUUCCCCUUUGCCAUUGGUAUCGCUAUGGCCGUCUCAGCACGAAAAUGUUGGGGCGUCAUCAAGAGAAGUUUUGGCGAGGCAAAACACGACAUUUUUCGCAUUCCGCGACCUGGAAUUUAUGAGACGUUCUUCGUCGUUUGGAUUACGGGCCUUUUCACAGUUUUGAUAUUUCUCAGCCUUACUUUUACGAAUCCUAGUGCUUCGUUGUUGACGUACGAUAGCGCGUGCGUUUGGGGCGACCAAUUCUCUUUGGAUCCAAGCUUGUAUAACGCGUGGUAUAAAGAUGGCUUUUUCAAAAUCACUGUCUAUUUUGGAAAACUCAGUUUUGCCAAUGCAAAGUUGGUGGAUAUUGUCUGGGAUGUGGUAUGUGCUCCUUGCGCUCCCUUCGUGCUUCACGAUGCAAGUAUUGAAGGCGGAGUUACUCGCUGCGCUGCUCGAGCUAAUAUAUACAAGGCUAUUGGAAGGGGUGGCCAAGCUGUUAUGGCAUUUCUUAGUUGGAAAGCAUUCACGCUAUAUGUCACUACUAGUAUGGAGAGUACACCGGUCACUUAUAACUCUUUUCGGACCAUUUUCAUUCAAGACGCGCCAAGUAUACUCUCAGUGAUCCGAUUACUACACGACUUUUUAACAAAGAAGGGCCUGAAAUCCAGAUUCGCAAUGGCUUUUAUGAUGACGAGUAUGGUCUUUAUGCUCGCAUUCCCUACUCUAGCAAGUGCAAUGACUGGAUAUACUACAUAUUUCACGGCGCAAAUCAAGGAUUAUGAUCAGGACAGUAUCCCUUUUUACAAGUUCAAAUUGUUACUAUAUACCAUUCACGAUGGAGAUCGCGUUGGCCUCACCAAAGACUAUCCAGUAGUAAAUGAUGAAUACCUAGGUCAAGAUUUAGAGGACUGGGGUGGGACUCCUCGACAAUUGCAAAGCAACUUCAAUGUUCCGAAUGGUUCAUACUCCCAGGAGAUUCUGAUUGAGCCCCCGACUCUCAACAUCUCGAUCCAUCAUGGCAGGGGUUAUGGCGAUCAAGAUUCAACAUGGACGUGGAUCUAUGAUGGCAGGUUCUACUCCAAAGAUCAGAUCGAUGGAUCAUGCGCGCCCACCGAGGACUACGCCUGGGGUUUCUCUUUCAUGCAACUCUACAUCGUAUUGAUCCUAACGAUACUCUGGAGCAUCGGAACACUAGCUCUAUACAUCCGCGCAAAGACAACCCUACGCAGACGCGGCCGCUCCACAAUCGACGGACAAUACAAAGCCAUCCUCACCCUCGCAGAAACGAUAGAAAAACAACUCGAUCCCGACCGUCUGGAAACCGAACCUGAAAUCCACACCGCUAUCAAAGAUGCAGAAGGAGGCAGCAUUUCGUACCCGCAACCCGUCCUUACCGAAAUACACUCCUGGAUUUGGACGUGGCUUCGCCAAAAGGAUAUUCGCAUAUGUGUCUACUGCGGAGAGUAUACGUGGACGUGCGCGCACUAUGUGAGAUAUACUCGAGCUUGGGUAUACUCUAGAAGGUGGUGGCUGCUCGCGUUGCUUGUGGUUUUUAUCUUUAUAUGUACAGGGGAUCGUUGGGAGGAUUGGAAAGGUGGUGCAUACUACUACUACCGCUACACACGGGAGUACAUCUGGAUAUCGAGCUUGGUGGCGUUUUCGGGGAUUUUUGCCGCGAUGCUGAUUGGUACAACGACUGGGAGUCGCUUUGUUAUUACCCUGGUUCCUACGGCUAUAGCUUUACUUGCGGGAGUCCAUCUCCCUUUGUCUGAGCGUUGA